Messenger RNA from Tachysurus fulvidraco (yellow catfish), 1516 nucleotides. Its product is annotated as adhesion G protein-coupled receptor E4-like. The transcript is spliced from 4 exons. The coding region runs from base 858 to 1343 and encodes 161 amino acids. The record is from RefSeq and is a predicted model, not a curated record. NCBI's taxonomy places the organism in Eukaryota, Metazoa, Chordata, Actinopteri, Siluriformes, Bagridae.
GUAUAAAUAGGACAACACAUUAGGACUAAUGGGAAACAGAUGACAAGGUGGGAAACAGAACAACAGGAGGGACAUGACACAACACGUGGGUAAACACAUAACCUCAUAACCUCAUUACGUAUAAACAAGCUGUAGCAAAACACUUGUUAGCACCCUCUCUGGUGGUCUGCCAGGGAAAUGUCCCAGUAGUUCCUGACAACCCCAUACUGUGUACACACUGUGCAGAGGUUCAACUCAAAUCUCUGAAUACUGAAAAAACCUGGUGCAUUUCCCAUCAUGUACCAAUAUACAGUACAAUGCCAUCUAGAUGAUCUUCAUUGAAGCCACAUCACCUAGAUGAGGAUCAUUCCUUUACAUUUCUGCAUGUGUAUUGCAUAUUAAGGACUAUUUUAGCAUAUGGCCAAAUCAACCAAUCAGCAAGAUCUGAUUUUUGUGCUCUCAUUAAUUCACUGUGCCCUUUUUAGUUGUUUUUUAUUUUACCUAACCGUAUAUUAUAGUUCCAGGUUGCUUUAAGUGUUUCUCCAUUACAUUAAUGAUUUCAUUAUUUGUAUUAUAUUGGCCAUAAAUCAUAUUCUGUGGUGUUUUGUGUGUCUGUACAAUGACAUAAAUAUGUUUAUUAGGCUGAACUAAAUACCAAAAUAAAUGCACAAGAUUAGGGGAGGAAGUGAAUAUUUAUUUUUUAUCAAUAUAGGUUUUAAAGACAGCUGACCCAGAUCUAUAUCUAUAUCUCUCUAGAGGUUCAAGUACUCAGACUCAGGCGUAACGUCAACAGCAACAACAUCUUGCAACUCAACACAAACACUGCAUCUGUGCUUAUUGAUCUCACUGGACUUUCAACAUCUAAAGCUGCAUCCUUCAUGAGCUACACCAACAUGUCAGACAUCCUUCAACAGAGCUUUUUCAACACACUGAACAGAGCAACUACAACCACAGUGAUAUCCAAUGUGGUGUCAGCAAUACUUCAACAAACCACCAACACAUACCUCACCAAGCCAGUCAUCUUCACCCUCGAACACAUCAUGGAUUUAGACCCUCAGGCCAUCCUUUCUUGUAUGAACUGGAAGACAAACACAUGGGAUAUGUGUUCGAUCAUACAAACGAACAACACUCACACCGUGUGCUCGUGUCAAAGUGUGACGACUUUAGCUGUCAUCAGUCAGACUGACCCAUGCAAGUCUAAUUUGACAGUACAGUGUGCAAUGGAGUUCCUGCAGCAAAUUAAGUAUAACAUUCCUCAAGACUUAUCACAGGAGGUGAGACGAGUUUGGUGCAGUAAGUUUCAUAUUGUAAACAAAAAUGUAUUUAUGGACAGUGUGCUCAUCUUAUGCAUCUCAUGCACAUGAGAGUCUUUCUGUUUGUCUGCUAGAAUGUACAAAAGUAUUUGACCAUAAUAAUGAAUCUUACUUCUAAUGAGAUGAAAACCAACAAUUCCUACGGGAAUAUUUUAAUGGACGUUACUCAGAAAUUGGCGUCAGCCUUGGUGAAAAAAAACAAAACCAUCAGCAUCUCUCUCCAC